AUGGAGAAUAAUAUUAUCAUUCAUAUAGUUGAUUUUUUAAAGGAUUAUGCAUUUUCUAAAUUUUCUAAAGAGCACGGCCAUUCCGAUGAAGAUAUUGAGGAAUUCCAAAAAAUUGCAGAUAAAACUCAUAAACAUUUAACUUCUACUGGAGAACAUGAGGCAGAUAUCGACCAUGAAGCAAUGCGUAAUAAGCAUAAGAAAAUUUAUGAAUCAGAAGAUGAUGAAGAUGAAUCAGAACACUCCAAUGAAGAUCUUGGACACGCUGCAGCUUUUGAAGCAAUGAAAAAAAUGGGUGGUGGCGAUGGCGAUGGCGGGUCAUUUGAUAAAUCUGCACUUCUUUCAUUAGCGAUGAGUGAAGGCAUGAAGCUUUGGCAAAGCAGAAAAUCUUCUAGUGGUGGAGGCGGAAAAGAGGAAAUUUUGCAAGGUGCUUGCUCUAUGGCGAUGAAACUAAUGAAUAAAGGUGGUGAUGAGGGUGGCGGUAGUGGUUUAGCCA
Messenger RNA from Scutellospora calospora, 493 nucleotides. Lineage: Eukaryota; Fungi; Glomeromycota; Glomeromycetes; Diversisporales; Gigasporaceae. The record is from the annotation of a GenBank genome assembly.